GGGAGAAGGUUGUAGGGGUAUAACUGGCGUGAGAAUUGUGUGGUUCCAAGUUUGUGAGGAUGGAUGGCAUGGCCCUCUUCCUCGUGCAUCCACAGGAACUGCACUUGCCUUGUCCUUUAAAACUUCCAGGAGUCCUAUGGCCUCAACCUGAAUUAUGGGAUGCUGCUUUGACCCUCAACAAUAAUGUCCAAGUCCUGUGUCACUGUGUUGGAAGUUUAAGGUGCCAGUUUAACAAGAUCAAUGGAUGUCUGAGAGAGAAAUGUGAAGGAGGUGCUAUCCAGAAAAGGUCUGGGAAAUAUAUGUCAAUAGACACAACAUGGAAGACAUGUGAAUUAAGUUUCCUCCUUCUCCAUGGAAAUACAGCUAAGAAGAAAUUCAGAAAACCUGGGUAACAGAAAAGUAUUUCCUCUAAACACAGACACUAAUUUUUUAAGAUUAUAUCUCUGUGUAUGGGGUUCAGUUUAAGGAAGUUUAGAACAUAGUUUAUACUUCAGUGUAAGAGAAGUGAUCUAAGAAAGAUCGAUUAAGAAUACAAUGAUGUUAUAUAUUUCAUUCCAAUCUGUAAUUGUCUAGUCUCAGUAUAAACAGUGCAAAGUCUUUCAUCAUAAAUUCAACUUCAUUAGCCACCUGAGGAUUAAUAUUGGAGAGAAAUCACAUGAAUUUGAUGAAUGUGGAAAAGUUUUAUCUAUGUCAAAUGUCAAGAAAUACUGAGGAAUUCUUGUUGGAAAAAAUAUCUGUGCAUGAUAAGAAUGUUGGAAAGCCUUCAGCCUGAAGCAGAUCUCCUUCAGCAUGAUCAGAUUCAUAGUAGAGAGAAACCUCAUGAAUGCAAUGAAUGUGGAAAAACCUUUAGCCUGAAGCAAAACCUCAUAGAGCAUAAGAAAAUGCAUACUGGAGAAAAAUCACAUGAAUGUACUGAAUGUGGUAAAGUAUUCUCUCGAGUCUCAUCCCUUACUCUACAUUUGAGAAGUCAUACAGGAAAGAAACCAUAUAAAUGUAAUAAAUGUGGAAAAGCCUUCAGCCGGAAAAGAAACUUCCUUUCUCACCAGAAACAUCAUACUGGAGAGAAACUUUAUGAAUGUGGGAAAGCUUCUAUUCAGAUGCCAGGUCUCAUUAAACAUCAGAGAAAUAAUACUGGAAACAAACCCUAUGCAUGUAAGGAAUGUGGAAAAGCCUUCAGUGGCAAAUCAUGUCUCACUGAGCAUGAGAAAAUUCAUACGGGAGAGAAACCAUUUGAAUGUAAUCAAUGUGGAAGAGCCUUUAGCCAGAAGCAAUACCUCAUUAAACAUCAGAAUAUCCACAGUGGAAAGAAACCCUUUAAAUGUAACGAAUGUGGAAAAGCCUUUAGCCAGAAGGAAAACCUCAUCAUCCAUCAAAGAAUACAUACUGGAGAGAAACCAUAUGAAUGCAAAGGGUGUGGGAAAGCUUUCAUUCAGAAGUCUAGCCUCAUUAGACACCAGAGAAGUCAUACAGGAGAGAAACCCUAUAUAUGUAAAGAAUGUGGGAAAGCCUUCAGUGGCAAAUCAAAUCUCACUGAGCAUGAGAAAAUUCAUAUUGGAGAGAAACCCUAUAAAUGUAAUGAAUGUGGAACAAUCUUUAGGCAGAAGCAAUACCUCAUUAAACAUCACAAUAUUCAUACAGGAGAGAAACCUUAUGAAUGUAAUAAAUGUGGAAAAGCCUUCUCUCGAAUCACAUCACUCAUUGUACAUGUGAGAAUUCAUACGGGUGAUAAACCUUAUGAAUGUAAAAUAUGCGGGAAAGCCUUCUGUCAAAGCUCAUCUCUUACUGUUCAUAUGAGAAGCCAUACAGGUGAGAAGCCCUAUGGUUGCAAUGAAUGUGGGAAAGCCUUCUCUCAGUUCUCAACUCUUGCUCUGCAUAUGAGAAUCCAUACUGGAGAAAAACCUUACCAGUGUAGUGAAUGUGGGAAAGCUUUUAGCCAGAAGUCACAUCAUAUUAGACACCAGAGAAUUCAUACUCACUAAAAGCUCUACGAAUGCCUUGAAUUUAGGAAAACUUUCAUCAGAACUCACACUUUAAGGGUAUACUGAAAAUUCGUUUUACAAUAAAGCGACGUGAAUGUGGAAAAUACUUCAACAACUCAAAAUUUAAAUUCUAACAAUUUUAGUAAGUAUUGUAAUAUCAUGAAAACCUCUAUUCCCAGAACUCCCACAACAGACACUGUUAAUGAUCUACUUUUAGGAGCGAUCUCAUUAAGUACGGAUCCAGUCAUGAGCGCUAAGCAACAUGGUUCUGGAAGGCCUCCCUGAUGCAUGAAGAGGUAUAAAGAUUUGACACUGAGAGACAAAAUUGUCAUUUUAAAAGUGUUUCACUACAUAUGUAAUCAGAAUUAUUUGUUCUUGAUUCAUUUGUAGAAAUCAGAGAUUGGGACAGAAUAUUGUAUUCAGAAACAUGCAUGCGUUUAUAGGGAAUUGUUAAUUGAUAGAGGUGGUUUCAAGGUUGGUAGGGAAAUUAAAUCAUGGAUGAUUCAAAAAAUGGUCUCAGGGUAACUGACUCUUCAUGUGGAAAAAUAAUAGAUCUCUGCUGUGGUAAUACCUUAAAGUAUUUAUUAUGAAAUCCAAAAGUAUCGAAGACUAAAAUGCAAAAAGCAAAACUUCGUAAUAUAAGAAUUUUGUAGGAGAAUGUUUUAAAACCUUCGUGGAGUAGGAGGGAAUUUCUAAAAUAGAUUCCAGGAUACUCUCAAGUAUACAUGCAUAUCCCCAAGAAACCAAUACAUGUGUCUAGGGAGUCAUGUAUCUUUAUGUUGAAGCAUGAAUUACAUUAGCAAAAAAACUGGAAACAAAUGUCUGUUGCUUGUGAAAUGGAUAAAUAAAAUGUGUUAUAGGCACAUAGCAGAAUAUUCUCUAGUAGUUAAGUAUAACAGGUGAUGUAUAUUUAAAUAUAUUAACAGAGAAAGACCUGAAAAGUCAUGUAGAGUUAAAACAACGAAGGGAUAAAUAUAAUCAUAACUGUGAAUUUGAAUUAAAUCAACACUAGCAAACACUAGUAUUAAGUGUUGAUUAUGGAUAAACAUUUUUAUGUAAAACUAAAGAAUAGAUUGGAAAGAUACACACUCGAAUUCCCAAAGGUGAUUGCCUCUAGAAAGAAUGGUAGUGGGAAAGAAAUGGGACCAACCGUGGUAGUUAGAUACUUCAGUUUUGUAUCUAAAUGUCUAUCAUAGGGGCGCCUGGGUGGCUCAGUUGGUUAAAUACCUAUCAUUAAAAAGAUUCUAAGUAAAUAUAACAAAAUGUUAGUUACCUCUGGGUUGUGGUAAUAUAUGUGUUCUUUUCUUUGUGAUAUUUCUGAAAAUAAAAAAACAUAGAGGUAGGAAAGCUGUACAUGGAGUAUAUGUAAUAAUAGACUCCCAAUCCCAGAUAGAUAUUAAUAUUUUAUAGGAAAUAUUUCUAAAAUCAUAUCUUUACUGUAAGUCAUUUCUUAAAAUUGGGAUGGUAGCUUAAUUUAAAUUUACUCUUGCAUGUGACAUCACUGAUCUGUGUGAUCUCUACUUAAAAUUAUAGCAUGAAUGUGCUACAGGUUGGUUGAGUUACACACAUUUAAGGAUCAUGCCAUUUAAUAAUACAUGCACAGACUUGAUAUUAAGAAUUGGUUUCUGCUGAAAAUAUUUAUCAGAAACUUUAAAAGUACAGAUAACCAGAAUUGGCAUUAAGGAUUUGGUGUUUUAAAAUGAGGAAACCAAGUUACCCUUAAAUUUUUAAAUAUGCCACUGAGUAAAAUGUCAACUCUUGCAUUUCACCUUCAGUUUUAACCUCACUUUUUUUUUUCUAUUCUGCUAGAUAUACUCAACCAAUCCCCCAUUUGUUUCCUUGCAGAAAAUGGUGCUAAAAAAGGAGAUCUGAGACCUAAACAAUAUUCUUAUAUUUGAAGCAAAUCUUUUUGAGGGUUUUUGUUUACUUGGUCCCUUUCCACAACAGCUUGACAUAUAAAAAGUUGUUAGUGCUCUUUUCGAAUAGUGAUAAAAAUGUGUAGCCAACAUUCAAAUCUUAGGCAUAUUUCAAAUAUAUCAGUUUCUUUUAAAUUCAAAAUAAUGAAAUGCUAAUAGAACCAUACCACUACACUGCUUGUUAGUGGUUUUGAUGGUUGGUCUUGAGAUAAGAUUAUAAAUGCCAGGGAACUGAUUUGUCUGGGGUAACAUACCCAAAUAACAUGUAUAUCUACAUGAAUCUAAAUUAUCCUCUAUUUUCUUCCAUUCCUCAGUAAGCAUUUCUCUCAUAUUUCUUAAGUGUUUUUGAUUGCCUUUGAGCUUGUACAGCUUUGAAGUCACCAGAGCAACUAAGAACUCUCAGUUCAGACUAAACUAGGAUUACCUUUUGGUGCCUAUAGUUAGCUAGUGCCAGGGUGCAACAAUGAUUAGGAUCAUCACAUAGAGUAAGAUGAGUAAUAUCUGUGAUACUGUAUACUUUAAAUUUACUCUGACAUUCCCCUGUUGAUUCAACUUUUUGGUAGUUACUUGUCACCACAAACAACACUAUGGUAAAUACUCUCAAAAUCAGACUUAAAUUUCAGAUGUUUUUAUUUCUGGGGGAUAGGUUACAGGCAAGACAUUGUUAGAUCAAAGGACAUAGGCUAUUUUUUUAACUUUUAUAGAUGCUAUCAUUUUCAAAAACACAACUCUCCUUUAACCCUGCAACGGAUGGUAACAUACUACUUAAAUUCAUGUAACCACUUGCUCCUAGAUUUGCUUCUUUGUUAAUUUUCAUAUUGUUAGCUCUUUAAUAGACAUUAGGAAUUGUCUAAUUUUUGUUAUAAAAAUGAUUUUUCCAUAAAAAUGCUCUAAAUUUCUGUGUAACCAGAUAUGUAUUAAUUUUUUCUAAGCUUAUGGGUUGGUUAAGAAGAUACUUUAACCUCUAGAUUGUCUAUUUCUUAGGUUUUCUUUGCAAGUUGUUUAUUAUUUGCUUUUUUCAAUAUGUAAAUAUUAAUCCAUUUAGAACUUAAUUUUUAAUGUCAUUUGAAAUGAGGAUUCCUUGUUAUUUUCUUCUGGAUGGGUUUCCAGUUAUACAAGCACAAUUUGUUAAAAUAACCCAUCUACUUAGCAGCCAGUCACACAGUUCUGACACCAACUUGUGGUGUCCACCAGCAGCAAUCAUGGAUUUGAACCAGCAAUCAAAGAGAACAGGCUUUAACCCAGUUUAUUAUUAGCCUUGCCCUGACCAAAACAAACAAACAAACAAACAAAAACAUAACUGCCUUCACAAUACUGCAACUGCCCAAGCAAGCAGCACAAGCUUCCAGGGCCUCCGUGUGGCUCAGGGGAGAAAAGGUCAGAAUGGGUGUGGUUCACCUAAGCGCUGGAGAACACUAACAUUCUCAUCCAGGACAUCUUAUGAUAACCCACUACUGCAUCCACGUGGUGUGCCCCCAUGCAGCACACCCAGUUGUAAGACUGAUACCCACUUGAGCACAGUGAAACUGCUGCCUUGGUUUCCCAAGAUUUAUGAUGCCUUAUUUCCAUAGGCUAUCGAUGUCUACAUGCCAAUUCACAGUUCUCCCCACCACCAACCAGGUACAAAUGAGGAAUCUACAGUAGCUGUUUUCAUCAAGGAAACUGGUAGAAAGUCAAAUCUAAGGUCAUCUUUCCAGAUAUGGGUCAGCGGGAGAGGCCUGUUCUUAAUUCCUCACCAACUCCAUCCUUUUCUAUUCAGCUGAAACUCAGCUAUAUAAUCCUUUAUCCAGAUGAUUUUUUCCUCAUUCAACUGAAACUGCCUUGUACUUUCAUUUAUACCAAGACCUAUUUCUGUAUUCUCUUGUUUCACUAAUCUAUUUUUCUACUUCUAUACUAAUACCAUAUUAAUAAGUUGGUUUAACAUUAGCCUUACUGUAUUUUGAUACUGCGUAACAGACCAAGUCCUUGCCGUUUUUCAUUGUUUUAUUGGCUAUUCUAAGUUUUCUUCCUAUAUAAUUGAAGAGUGUGUUCUCAAAAUACAAAAACCCUUUGAUAUUCUAGUUGGAACUGCAUUAAAUUUAUAUAUUUAUUUUGGGAGAAAGGACAUUUGGAUUUUAAGGCUUUCUGACCCAAAUUGUAGUGUGCCUUUGCAUUUGUUCAAACUGUAAUCAUGUCUUUCAGCAUGAGGGUCCUAAAUAAAGGGAUUUGAAUGCCAUUCCUGCUUAAUAUUAUAUUUUAAAAACUUUGCUAGUUGCGUGAAUGAGAAAAGUCCAUAUUAUGGACUAAACGUUUGUAGCCCCCUCAGAAUUCAUACUUCAAAGCCCUGAUCCCUAGUGUGAUGGUAUUUGGAGAUGGGGCUCUUAGGAAGUAAUUAGAUUUAGAUUAGGUCAUGAGGGUGGGACACUCAUGAUGGGAACAGUACCCAUAUAUAGAAGUGGAAGAUAGAGAUUAUAAGAAGAGAUUCUUUCUCCAUGCAUACACUGAGGAAAGGUCAUGUGAGUGCAGCACAGUGAGAAAACAGCUGUCUACACCAGGAAUUGGACCUUCACCAGGAUUUGCCAGCACUUUGAUCUUGGGAUUUCCCAGCCUCUAGAACUGUAAGAAAUAAAUGUCUGUUGUUUAAACCA
This is a messenger RNA of Mustela lutreola (European mink), 6522 nucleotides long. RefSeq names its product zinc finger protein 260. The transcript is spliced from 3 exons. Bases 669 to 1979 code for a protein of 436 amino acids. The record is from RefSeq and is a predicted model, not a curated record. Gene Ontology annotation, biological process: regulation of transcription by RNA polymerase II. Lineage: Eukaryota; Metazoa; Chordata; Mammalia; Carnivora; Mustelidae. Gene Ontology annotation, molecular function: DNA-binding transcription factor activity, RNA polymerase II-specific; RNA polymerase II cis-regulatory region sequence-specific DNA binding.